This is a messenger RNA of Asterias rubens (European starfish), 4159 nucleotides long. RefSeq names its product alpha-mannosidase 2C1-like. Gene Ontology annotation, molecular function: carbohydrate binding; alpha-mannosidase activity. The record is from RefSeq and is a predicted model, not a curated record. The transcript is spliced from 25 exons. Lineage: Eukaryota; Metazoa; Echinodermata; Asteroidea; Forcipulatida; Asteriidae. Bases 31 to 3198 code for a protein of 1055 amino acids. Gene Ontology annotation, biological process: oligosaccharide catabolic process; mannose metabolic process.
UUUUGUGCAGGAGCUGCCGGCGUUGCAAACAUGAGCGACACGUUUGUGCUAAAAAGUAGAAGGUGUACGUUGGAGAAGGCAGAAAAAUUCAUAUCAGAUGCUUACUUUACAGAUGUUAACCUGCGGGGAAGGCUGUAUCCAGAUAAACACCCAGUCACGGCUAUUUACCACUGUGCAGUUGAAGACAGGAUCCCAUACCAAGAAGCAAUCACCAAAGAGUUCACCAAAACAGAAAUUGGAAAAACGUUCGGGCCAACAUGGUCAACCCAUUGGUUCAGAAUUGAGUUCAGUAUUCCUGAAGACUGGGUCGACAAAGAAGUGAGGUUAGCUUGGAAUUCAAACUCGGAGGCAUUGGUAUGGCUUGAUGGAAGCCCUAUCCAUGGACUAAACAAAGACAACCACAAACAUGUGGAUGUAUCGUCACAGCAAGCUGGGCUCAAGCAGACUGUGUUCAUUGAAAUGGCUUGUAAUACUAUGUUUGGAGCCGGUUCCGGACUAAUAGGGCCUCCCAACCCCGAUAUGACCUUUGCCCUCAAUCAGGUGGAACUGGUGACCUUUGACCGGGUGGUGUUUGAGCUCAUCCAUGACAUAGAAACACUUGUGGAAUUGGCAACGCAUAUCCCAGAAACGGACCAGCGUAGUUUCCAAUCCUUGUACACAGUGAAUUCAAUAGUCAACGCUUGUACAGUGGGUGACCGUGAGUCUUACAAACUCGCUGGUCAAAUUGCCAGAAAGUUCUUCAGUGAAACCCCGGGUUCAUCUAGUCAUACUGUGCAUGCUAUGGGACAUGCUCAUAUUGACUCUGCGUGGCUAUGGCCGUAUGCUGAGACGAUACGCAAGUGUGCAAGAUCCUGGUCAACCACCCUGCAACUCAUGGACAGAUUUCCUGAUUUCAAGUUUGUUUGCUCUCAGGCACAGCAGUACGAUUGGGUAAAACUGCAUUACCCUCGUAUGUUUGAGAAGAUUCAGAAGAACUCCGCAAAGAAGGAACAGUUCAUUCCAGUCGGAGGGGUGUGGGUAGAGAUGGACGGGAAUCUCCCAAGUGGUGAAUCAUUUGUCAGGCAGUUCUUAUACGGCCAGCGAUUCUUUCUGAGGGAGUUUAAGUCAAAAUGCAACGUGUUUUGGUUGCCAGACACCUUUGGCUACUCAGCCCAGCUUCCUCAGAUCAUACGGGAGGCCGGCAUCAAGUAUUUUGUGACGCAGAAGCUCAGCUGGAGUCUUGUCAACAAAUUCCCGCAUUCUACAUUUUGGUGGGAGGGGAUCGAUGGCUCUCGUUGCCUGACACAUUUUCCCCCGGCAAAUGAUUAUGGGACUUCAGCAAAAGUCAAAGAUGUUCUUAAGACAGUUACUGAGAACAAAGACAAGGGUCGUGUUAAUCAUUCCAUGCUGCUCUUUGGAUAUGGAGACGGUGGGGGAGGGCCUAGUGAAGAAAUGUUGACAAGACUGGAAAGAAUGAAGAAUGUUGACGGACUUCCAAGGGUCAAGCAAUCCUCACCACAGGCGUUCUUUGAGUCUGUAGAGCGGGAUGGAACAGCCAACAUGUGUACAUGGAUAGGAGAGUUAUAUCUGGAGCUCCAUCAAGGAACAUUCACAACCCAAGCAAAGAUAAAGAAAUACAAUCGCAAGAUGGAGUUUCUACUCCGGAAUGUAGAGCUGGCUCAGUCAAUCCUCCUGGCUAGAUCUGGCCAAAGAGGGCGCUACCCGCGCAGCCAGCUGCAGCGACUUUGGCAAGGUCUUCUGUUGAACCAGUUCCACGACGUCUUACCGGGAUCUUGCAUCAAGCAGGUUGUUGAUGAUGCAAUCGGUAUCUAUGAGGACAUUGACAAAACAGCUUCAGAGCUUCUUGAUCAGGGGUUGAAUGCACUGGUCCAACCAGCAGAACAGAGAGGGCAGUAUUGCAUCUUGAAUCCGCACUCAUGGUGGCAGCAUCAGGUGAUAACUCUCCCUGAAGUCCAUGAAGAUGACAUCACACCCAAGCAAGCCAAGAUGCAGAAACAUGAAGCAGUCACCAAGGAUCACUCGGGCAAAACUCUGGUUCUUGUUGCAGUACCUCCCAUGAGCCUUUCAUCAUCUGCAGAGACAAUGAUGUCAGAUGUUAAACCUGUUCAUAUUGAACCCUGUGAGGGCGCUUUCAAACUUGAGAAUGAACAUCUAGUUGCGUUGAUCGACAACCUUGGACGGGUUGUAAGUCUGAAGCACAAAGAAACUGACAGAGAGGCAUUCAAGACUAACACACAAGGCAGUGUCUACGGGAACCAGUUUGUAAUCUUUGAUGAUAUUCCACUGUUCUGGGAUGCCUGGGAUGUGAUGGAUUACCAUUUAGAGACAAGAAAGCCAAUUACAAAGAUGAGGUCACAAGCGAGGAUUCUUGACAGCAGCCAAUUGCGAUGCUCGAUGGAGAUGAAGCUAAGCAUUAGUGAUAGUAGCUGGAUAUAUCAAGUGAUUUCAUUGGACAGUGGAAGUCCAUACCUUAGAUUCACGACAGAGGUUCACUGGAAUGAAAACCACAAGUUCUUGAAAGUUGAGUUUCCGCUGAAUGUGCGCUCUACUAACGCUACAUAUGAAAUUCAGUUCGGUCAUCUCCAACGACCCACGCACUUCAACACCUCAUGGGACUCGGCUAGAUAUGAGGUUGUAGGCCACAAAUGGGCUGAUCUUUCGGAGCAUGGCUUUGGUGUGGCCCUCCUCAACGAUUCUAAGUAUGGUCACAGUUGCCAUGAUAACAUCAUGCGUUUAUCUCUAUUGAGGUCAUCUAAGAGUCCUGACCCAACAGCAGAUAUGGGAAAGCAUCACUUCACUUAUGCAAUAAUGCCACACAAAGGAAGCUUUCAGGAGAGUCAUGUGAUCCAGCAUGCCUACAGCCUGAACAAUUCCCUGGUUGUAUUCCCUGGCACCCUGAUGUCGCAGGCAGACUCUUAUUUCACCAUUGACAAUCCAGCAGUUGUUAUUGACACAAUCAAACUGGCAGAGGAUCAUGAUGAUGUGCUAGUGAUGAGGUUGUUUGAAGCGUAUGGUGGCCAGGCUACAACAAAGAUACAUAGUAGUCUGCCAGUACAAAGAGCGGGCAGAUGCAAUAUACUUGAAGAAGCAACGUCAGACAACUCUCUCAAUGGAAACAUCGUCCAAUGGAAGGAUGGAUUCAUCAAGAUCACCCUGACUCCAUUCCAAAUCGUCUCUCUGUUUCUGUACCUAAGAUAAGACAUCUGAGAUGCUGGACACUUUCAAAAUGGUGAUUUCUGAUCGGCCUGGUACAACAUUGAUUCAAACCCCCUCAACUGAUAAACUGAAAUACUUUUCCGAAGUAAUACAAUGGAUGAAUGCAAUCUCUAUUUACUGGUUGACAUUGAUGAUACAUGUAGUUGACACAUACUGUCUGGACAACAAAAUUGGCAAAGUUCGGAAACGUUUUUUUUGUUAUAUAUUGGUAGAUCAGAAUGGACCUAAGAAAGAAACAGAGCAAGAAUUAAUUAUAAAAACAAAUUCAUGAUUUGGUUGGUAAAGCACUGAGGAAAUUACACCCAUACUGCUGUUUUCAAUUUAGGCGUCACUACUUCUCCUCAAAAUGUUGUUGAAAGACAACAAAGAGAUGCCUUUCAAGCCACUGGGCAUUGUAAUUUUACUUAUGGGAGUGUUUCAUUUUACUUUACAAUGCAAUCACAAGGUGAUUUAAAAGUUAACGGAAUUCAUUCAUCAGAAAAAUCAAACAUAGUGAAAAUUAACAACGGUCACAUUAUGUAGGCAACACUCAGACCAAAAUACUUAGACACAAAAACUAUAUAUAUAUAUGUUUUACAUAUGAAACUGUUUUGCAGUAUUUCCAUAAUUGUUACAGAAUCAUUGAUGGGUCAUUGUUGGAUACUGUUUUUUCUUUUAAAAGGGUUCAUUGCUGUGCCAGUCACUUUAUGAAGAAUACAUGGGGGCACAAGGGUGCACAUUUAAACCCCUCUUAUAUUAUAUAAAUUUAUAUCGUUAAAUUAUAUAAAUUUUUGGUUUAACCCUUUCACUGAUGCGUGUUAGCUUUGGGUGCGUUGGUUUAGCUUCCCUGGGUCUACCCCGCGGUGCUCGCUCGGGUGAGUCCCUGAUAAGAGCUAAACGAACGACCACUCGCCGCUCUCGUAGUGACGUCAUGCACCUGGGGCCAGCCCCCAAGUGACCCACU